AUGCCGAUCGAGGUCCUCGAGAGCGUUGCUUAUAGCAACUACUACGCCUCCCGUCCCCGACCUUUCACCCCAGCCUUGAUCUUCGACCUGGUCAAGAUCAGAAGACUGGUCGAUGAGGCAACCGAUCUCGUUGUUCGUGCUGCGAGUGGCAUCGGUACUUUGGUCACGCAAUCGUCAUCCAAGAAGGGCAUGUUCUAUGGCAGCGAUGCAGAGAUACUGGGACUUUCAACACAGAAAGGGAUGGUGUACCCGAAACUAAGUCGUGAGCGGCAAUACCGAAUGCGAGACCAAGCGACGCAAAAGUUAUUCCAAGCUUACUGCUUGGAUGAAAUCGCUGCAAGCGUUAUCACGAUGCAGUCGGCGUCAGCCUUGGAAGACGUGGCAAAACUCGUGCUGGACCGCGAGGAACACAACCCGCAUGCUCAAUAUGUCCACUUCUUCCACGAAAAGAUUCCCUCCAUGGCCAUGGCUGAACACACAUCCCUCCACCGUCUGAACGACGUGAUCAGUCAGAUGCCCACAGAACCCUCGCUGUGGAGGACGAGGGCAGUUGCCUCAAUGUUCAAGAACGAUAUAGAGAGUGUGGUGCGAGACUGCACGCAUGGUCUUACCGUGCACAAGCUAUAUCAUCCCAAACACCAGAAAGACCAACAAGACCGGGCGCUACACAAGGACGCUGCAACGGGCCCCCCUCGAGACUUUCAACCAAAGGGUCGUUUAGCUGAAAAGGAUCAACCCAGCAGCACGGAGUCCCAGCUGUUAUGCCUUCGGGGUACAGGAUAUCUAGGUCUUGCGUGUGGCUGGGUCAGUGAAGCUUUGCACGGCCUUCCCAACAGUUGCUCUCGACGGACAGACGACGCAGUGUGUUCUCCCGGGGCGGGGGACGCUGAGGAAGACCAACAACGACAAGGUGCUGAGGCACGAAAGUUCGUCCGAGCCUACGCCAAAAGGGCGCUUCAGGAUUUCCUCGUGUAUUUGUCACACUUCGAAUACACGCCAGGACUUCCCUCGGAGUCCACGGUACAAUCCGUUGACAAAGUAAACGGCCCAGGGCCUCUACCUCGUACCCCUGAUAGGAGAACACUCGACGUUGACUCAACGUCCGCGGGCUCGUCAGAAGCAAUGCAGAGCCCAGAGAACAUGAAGGAUCGUCUGGGAAACAUUGUACAUGCCCCGUCGCCCUCACCGCCUGUUUACACGUUGAACGAAUUGUUCGCGGCUGUACCUCCUGCAGAUGUACCGGCUUGCGCUCCUGAACCAGACAAGGUGAUUGAUCCGAAUCGUCCCAUCUUCUCCAACCCAGACUUUGCUGAAGUCGUCACCUACCAUCCACUCUUGGUAGAAGCUCUCCACUCCGUGUUGCUUUGCCACUGUCUUCUACAAACAUCGACCAAGGAACUUCAACGACAUGCUUAUAUGGUGGCACGUGUCACACGCGUCGCCGACGAAUAUCCUCUCUUUCUAGCACCUCGAUCGCAGGCCCGUGCAGAUUGGAAGGAAAUUCUCAUCCGUAUGGAAAACUGGAUUGGGCUGGAGCGGUCCUGGUCGAGUUUGUGUAGGCGAGUGUAUCUUGCCGAGGGUCUCAAAAACGCCUCAGUAAAGGACAAGAAAGAACCGUCUGAAGGAAAAGCGCCACGAACAAAGCACACGGCCGACAUGCAAGCAUUAGCGGACGAGAGGAUUACUGGCGACGAGAAAACACAGAAGCCGCACCACCACACAAACCUGGGGGCAUCCCAGCUAGAUCCCAGCAUCGAUAGUAACAACGAACGUCACUCCAAGACGCCAGACGAUUGGGACUGGGAGGACGAGUACUCCCCAAAGGGUAGUGACCGGGCCAACGCUAUUGUCCGAUACCUCCUCGAUACACCCUCUCCCAAUGUAACUAAUGGCGCUGGUCGGUCGAAGAAGAGGUCUGGUGGCAAGAGUAAAUCGAAAAGGAUGAGCAGCAAUGUCUCGAGUGCACGCGAGACUGUAAUGGCGGCUGUGGGACAGGGCGUCGAGAGCCUGGAGCUGGGGGAUUGA
Messenger RNA from Fonsecaea nubica, 2025 nucleotides. RefSeq lists its product as hypothetical. The transcript has a single exon. NCBI's taxonomy places the organism in Eukaryota, Fungi, Ascomycota, Eurotiomycetes, Chaetothyriales, Herpotrichiellaceae. Bases 1 to 2025 code for a protein of 674 amino acids. The record is from RefSeq and is a predicted model, not a curated record.